AUGUCUGUCGACAACGCCCAGUAUGAGAAGGUGGUGACGACUUACGACAGUAUAUUACAGACUGCGGUACGCCGAUGUGACACAGCAAAUUUGCUCCAUACGCUUGGUUCCGUUGAAGGCAAGAGAAUUCUUGAUCUCGCAACCGGCACUGGCUUUUUCGCGCGCACUCUGUCGAAAUUGGGUGCCAAGCACGUCAAUGGAGUCGAUGUCAGCCAGAGCAUGUUAGAAGCAGCUCGCAAGGUGACAGAAGAUGACCCGCAAAUUCCGGAGGGCGUGGUGGAGUAUGAAUUGGGAGACGUUUUCAAGCCUCUUACUCUCCUCAACUACACUGAGGCAAGCUGCGACUUAGUGACGGGCGCAUGGUGCCUGAACUACGCCGGGGACCAGGCCAUGAUGGAUCAAGCCUUACAGAACAUUGCGAAGUACCUAAGGCCGGGAGGAAGAUUCGUGGGCGUCAUCCCGAAUGAUAAUAUGCCGUGGCUCCAUGAGGAUGAGAAUUACUACGGUUUCUCAUACAAGAAAAUCGACUCGGUCAAAGACGGGAAAGUCUGCAAGCUCACACUGCACGCCAAGGAGCAACCGGUCUCUUUCAAUGCAUACAUGUUGAACCAUUGUGUUUUUGAAACCGCCGCGAAGUCUGCCGGACUGGCCGACAUCACGUUGGCGAAUCCUACGGUAAAGCCGAAAUUUGAGGGGGCUGAAGACGAAGAUUACUGGGACAGCUUCCUGGCUCGUCCCUUAUUCACGAUCAUGACGGCGGCAAAGCCUGAGCCGGAGUAA
Diaporthe amygdali is the source of this 780-nucleotide messenger RNA. RefSeq names its product methyltransferase-like protein. NCBI's taxonomy places the organism in Eukaryota, Fungi, Ascomycota, Sordariomycetes, Diaporthales, Diaporthaceae. The transcript has a single exon. The record is from RefSeq and is a predicted model, not a curated record. The coding region runs from base 1 to 780 and encodes 259 amino acids. Gene Ontology annotation, molecular function: S-adenosylmethionine-dependent methyltransferase activity.